This is a messenger RNA of Ustilaginoidea virens, 1257 nucleotides long. RefSeq lists its product as uncharacterized. NCBI's taxonomy places the organism in Eukaryota, Fungi, Ascomycota, Sordariomycetes, Hypocreales, Clavicipitaceae. The transcript has a single exon. The record is from RefSeq and is a predicted model, not a curated record. The coding region runs from base 1 to 1257 and encodes 418 amino acids.
AUGGCCCCCGAACCCGACACGCUCAGCCACGUCGCACGAGACCUGCUGUCCCGGAUCAACCUCGACCUGCUCGAGUGCGUCCCCCUCCAGAAACUCUGGGCAGGCUACGGCUACGUCUGCGCCGUCAAAGCUCGCAGCAGCAACAGCAGCACCGUGACCAGCCUCCGCGGCGGCCAUGACGGCCAUGACGGCCAUGACGGCCAUGACGGCCAUGACGGCCAUGAAUCCCUCAUUCUCAAAAUCAUAACCCCCCCGCCCGGCCGCCGCGACGAGGGACACCUCCGAAAAGUCCUCAGCUACCACGUCGAGCAAUACUUUUACCAGACGGUCGCCCCCACGCUCGGGGGGCUCCCGCUGCCCGCCUGCGUGGCCGCGACUUGCCAGACGGACCCGGCGGGCCAUGCCGCCAUGAUGGCCAUGCUGCUCACGGACCUGCGCCCGCGGUACCCCGUCGCGGCGGGAGGCAAGAGAGCCGUUUUGGCCCCGCGCCAGGUCCGCUCCGCCCUGCGCUGGCUCGCCCGCUUCCACAGCAGCUACUGGGCGCCGGACAAGCCGAAGCUCGACCUGGUCCUGCCCCCGCUGGAAGAGUACGCAAAGGCGGCCCCGAGCACCAGCGGUUUGUGGCUCAACGGCGGGUACGCGUAUCUCGCUACUCGGCGGGCAGAGUACGCCGCCCUCGCGCGGGACGCUGCCUCGGAGUGGUCCCCCUGCCUGUGCGAGCCCGUGGUCGGCGCGGCCUCCGUCGCGGAGCUGGCGGCGCGGGUCCUGGCCCCCACGGGGCGGCGGUCCGUCGAGACCUACCUCCACGGGGACGUCAAGUCGGAAAACCUCUUCUCCAACGAGACGGGCGACCAAGUCGCCUUUUGCGACUUUCAGUACGUGGGCCUCGGGCUGGGCGUGUGCGACCUGGCCAAGCUGCUUACCUGCUCCGUCCCGGCCGACAUGCUCCACGGCGACGACCUACCCCGUCGGUUGGCCAUGACGGAGGGGGAGAGGAGUCUGCUGCUCGAGUACCGCGACGAGCUGCUCGCGGGGGCCGCGGCACCGGUCUACGGGUGGGCCGACUUCCAGAGACACUGGGAGACGGCCCUGGUGGACUGGUGCAGGUUCCAGGCCUCGUGGGGCUUCUGGGGAAACACGGAGUGGCUGGCGGCCCGAGCGCGGUACGUUUUGCGCGACGAGGGUUGGAUAGAAUGGCUGAAGCGGCAAAACGCCGAUUACAUAGAAGCACGGGAAACAGAAGAGACGGGCAAUUAG